Molecule: messenger RNA, 904 nt
Organism: Eutrema salsugineum
Lineage: Eukaryota; Viridiplantae; Streptophyta; Magnoliopsida; Brassicales; Brassicaceae
Exons: 1
Coding region: 59-733 (224 amino acids)
Source: RefSeq, a predicted model, not a curated record
UAUAAUACGACAAUCCACAACUUUCCAGCUUAAAAACAAAACCUAUCUGUGAAAACAAAUGGGCAAAUCUCUAAUCACUUCUUGUUUUCCUACAAUCCGUAGACGCCAAGCAACUGUCACGCUAGUUUUCUUUGAGCACGGAUCCACCAAAACCCUAAGUGACUCCAAGAAACAUGUUGCUGGAGAAAUCAUGUUUGAGUUUCCCGAUCAAAUCGUGUGCCACGCAGAUUCAUUCUUCAUCGGCCGUCCGGUUCCAGCUCUAGCCAUGGACGACUUUCUCAUCCCUGGUCAAACCUAUUUCGUCUUACCCAUCGAACGUUUCGCCUACAGAAUCUUAACCACUUCGUGUCUCUCGAUCUUCAACUCUAACUUUGAAAAUGUUCGGUCGACUAAUCAACCACCGUUGAAUUUCACGGCGCCGUCGAGUCCACCGCCGUUCGAGUAUUCUAAGGGACUAAACGGGAAGAUUCUGAUAAAAAUUUCUCCGGAGUUUAUCAUUAGUCUUAUAUGUAAGAACAGGAACAGAAACGAAGAAGAGGCAAUAAUAGAUUGUGGUGAAAGCAGUGAUGAUCAGAUUUGUAAUUCUCCCGAGUUAAAGAAGCAUUAUGAUCAACUUGUCGGAACGAGAGAACACUUAUGGUCGCCGAAGUUGCAGACCAUCUCCGAGCAUGAGAUUAGGGUUUCUCCAUUAAGGUUCUUGGGGAUUAUUCGGAGGCAACAAGAAGUGAAUUGAUUAAACUAUGAAAAGUAUUCUUGUUUCUUCUUUUGUAUUUGUUUUGAAAAAAAUAUGGAAAAAAAUUUAGAGUGGUUAGUUGAAUGUUUGUUAUCAAGUUAGUCAUGCAUGACAAGUUGACAAAUUGCAUGUUUUUGUUGUAUAUAUUUCCACAAAGUAAUAUAUUAAUUU